UUUAAAUUUAAUUGGUUUGUAUGCAAUAAUUUUACUUGACACAAGCACUGAUUAUGAUGAAUAAGGGUUACAAGGAUAGAUGCAAUCAAGCACAACCAGAAUUCAAUUUGAGCAUUUGACCACCCCUUGUUAUGUGGGAAUAAAAUGCUCAACUAAAGUGGACAAUUCAACUGAUUUUUUUUUUAAAUCAUUUUUAUAAUAAUCUCCAACAUAGUCAUUGGCUUUGUCUUCUUGGGCUUCGUAACAGGAGAAGACAUACUUGCGCGAGUGAAACUGUAUACUUCCAUCAGAAAAACACGAGCAAAAUUUUCUCGAGAAACAAACCAAUCAUCUGGUGCCUUUUGUCGCACUAAGAAGUAAAAUAAUUGAGAAAAUCACUCACUUUUCUUCCGUUCCAACCAAAGCUAUGGAGAUAAACAAUCAUUUAUCAUUUUCUCACUCAGCCAAACACUCAGAAACCCUAACAACCAUCAAAUGGCCGCCCAACUCCACCUCUCACUCUCUCUCCCCACUCGACUCUCUCUCUCCACCUCCCACCGCCCUCGCAUGGCGGCCUCAACAAGCAACUCCGAAAAGCCGGCUCCCAUCUCCGGCCGCAAGCUUCGCGCUGCCGUUAUCGGCGGCGGUCCAGCCGGAUCCUCCGCCGCCGAAGCCCUCGCCGCCGGCGGAGUUGAGACCUUCCUCUUUGAACGCGCGCCCUCCGGCGCAAAGCCCUGCGGCGGCGCGAUCCCGCUCUGCAUGCUCGACGAGUUCCAAAUCCCUUCCCACCUCAUCGAUCGCCGCGUCUCGCGGAUGAGGAUCUUCUCGCCGUCGAACCUCGAGGUCGACUUCGGCAAAACUUUGCUCCCUCACGAGUUCAUCGCCAUGCUCCGCCGCGAGGUCCUCGACUCCUUCCUCCGAUCCCGCGCCGAGUCCAGCGGCGCAACUCUAAUCACUUCGCUCGUCACGGAUCUCGAGAUACCGGAGUCGAAUAACUCGCCGUACGUGAUUCACUACAUCGCCGGAGAUAGAUCUGGCCGGAAAGAGAAGAUCGCGGUAGACGUCGUCGUCGGCGCCGACGGCGCCAACAGCCGAGUCGCGAAGGCGAUCGGCGCCGGCGACUACGCUUACGCUAUCGCGUUUCAGGAGAGAAUCAAACUCCCCGACGAGAAAAUGAAAUAUUACGAGGAUCUCGCGGAGAUGUACGUAGGAAACGACGUGUCGCCCGAUUUUUACGCGUGGGUGUUUCCGAAAUGCGACCACGUGGCGGUGGGCACGGGCACGGUUCGGGCCAAGCGGGAUAUCAAGUCGUACCAACGGGCCAUUCGGGAGAGGGCGGGGCCCAAGAUUAGUGGCGGGAAGGUUAUAAAGGUGGAGGCCCACCCGAUUCCCGAACACCCGAGAGCCGUGCGGGUUCAGGGUAGGGUGGCGCUGGUGGGGGACGCGGCGGGGUAUGUGACAAAGUGCUCAGGGGAGGGGAUUUAUUUCGCGGCGAAGUCGGGGCGGAUGUGCGGUGAAGGGAUCGUGAGGGCGUCGGAGGGUGGGACGAGGAUGAUCGGCGAGGGGGAUCUUAGGAGGGAGUAUUUGAAGGAGUGGGAUGGCAAGUAUGUUGCCACGUUUAAGGUUUUGGAUUUGUUGCAGAGUGUGUUUUAUGGGAGCAAUGCCGCUAGGGAGGCGUUGGUGGAAUUGUGCGACGAUGAGUAUGUGCAACGCAUGUCGUUUGAGAGCUAUUUGUAUAAGAAAAUAGCGGAGGGUAAUAGGUGGAAGGAUGCCAAGAUGUUGUUUGAUACCGUUGGGAGUUUGAUUAGGUGUAAGAUUGUAGGCAGGAAGAGGGAGGUUUUAAAUUACUAAGAGGGUUUUUUUUUUUUUUUUUUUUUUUGGGUUC
Molecule: messenger RNA, 1864 nt
Organism: Morus notabilis
Lineage: Eukaryota; Viridiplantae; Streptophyta; Magnoliopsida; Rosales; Moraceae
Product: geranylgeranyl diphosphate reductase, chloroplastic
Exons: 1
Coding region: 475-1830 (451 amino acids)
Biological process (GO): photosynthesis; chlorophyll biosynthetic process
Cellular component (GO): chloroplast thylakoid membrane
Molecular function (GO): FAD binding; oxidoreductase activity, acting on the CH-CH group of donors, NAD or NADP as acceptor
Source: RefSeq, a predicted model, not a curated record